AUGGAGCCCAAGCAGCCGGCGGCCAACCUCGCCGCCGCCGCCGCCGCCGAGCCGGAGGAGGACGAGGCGGACGAGGAGAUGGAGGACGCGCUGCUGGACCGCGCGCAUGCCCUCAUCUCCCGCGCCGUCGAGCAGGAGGCCAACCCCAACCCGCCGCACGGCGACUCCUCGCGCUCCAGCCGCCGCGUCCCUCAACGUCAGGGCAACAUGACCAUCGCAGCCAAGGCUGGAGUCACGUUGGAAAUCCCAAACGGGGCUGUGCUCGAGAACAAGAGGCUCACAGUUAAACAAGAAGGCCAGGCUCCAGCCAGUGAUGUUGAGGCUGCCUAUACAACACAGACCCAUGCCACUUACAAUCACGGAGCAAUGGGAAAUGAUGAGUUCCUGCUUCUUUUUAUGCCGGUUCAGGAGUGUAGGAAGUGGUUCCUCGCCGGUUGGACGUCGUUCAACCGCAGCUCUGGCACCCACUGAGUACUGCCUCGGCUACAACCUCCCUCGGAGCAAUGGGAAAUGAUGAGCUCCUGCUUCUUUUU
This is a messenger RNA of Triticum aestivum (bread wheat), 533 nucleotides long. RefSeq lists its product as uncharacterized. The coding region runs from base 1 to 471 and encodes 156 amino acids. The transcript has 5 exons. NCBI's taxonomy places the organism in Eukaryota, Viridiplantae, Streptophyta, Magnoliopsida, Poales, Poaceae. The record is from RefSeq and is a predicted model, not a curated record.